AAACCGCAGAGCAUUGUGGGUAGCGGUGGGUCUUCCGUGUUUGGUCCGGACGUUCUCUCUCUGUUUUUGCAGGUAAACAAGCAGAAGGUCCAUCAGCGCCAUGAGCAGUGAGAAGUACCCCCGGUCCUCCAUCGAGGACGACUUCAACUAUGGAACCAACGUGGCGACAGCCAGCGUCCAGAUCCGGAUGGACUUCCUGAGGAAGGUGUACUCCCUGCUCAGCCUGCAGCUGGUCCUCACCACGGCCGUCUCCGCCCUCUUCAUGUUCUCUCAGACCAUCAGGGAGUUCGUCCACAGCAGUCCCGCGCUGGUCCUGGUCCUGGCCCUGUGCUCCCUGGCGGUUCUGCUGGCCCUGGCCGUGUACAGACACCAGCAUCCCGUCAACCUGUACCUGCUGCUGGUCUUUACUCUGCUGGAGUCCGUCUCCGUGGCUACGACCGUGACCUUCUACGAGUACACCACGGUCCUGCAGGCCUUGUUCCUCACCUUCACCGUGUUCGCCGGACUGACGGCCUACACCUUCCAGUCCAAGAGGGACUUCAGCAAGAUGGGAGCAGGGUUGUUCUCCCUGCUCUGGAUCCUCAUCGUCUGCAGCUUCAUGGGGUUGUUCUUCCACUCGGACACUGCGGACCUGCUGGUCUCCGGAGCCGGAGCCGUGGUCUUCUGCGGAUUCAUCAUCUACGACACCCACCUGCUGAUGAAGCAGCUGUCUCCUGAAGAGCACAUCCUGGCCUCCAUCAACCUCUACCUGGACAUCGUCAACCUCUUCCUGUACGUGCUGCGGAUCCUCAACUCCAUGAAGAAGCACUGAGCGCCACGUCCCAGCACCGGGGCCGCUCCGGGGCCGCUCCGGUCCCCCCCCCCCCGGGGCCGCUCCGGGGCCGCUCCGGGGCCGCUCCGGUCCCCCCCCCGGGGCCGCUCCGGGGCCGCUCCGGGGCCGCUCCGGGGCCGCUCCGGUCCCCCCCCCCCGGGGCCGCUCCGGGGCCGCUCCGGGGCCGCUCCGGUCCCCCCCCCCGGGGCCGCUCCGGGGCCGCUCCGGGGCCGCUCCGGGGCCGCUCCGGUCCCCCCCCCGGGGCCGCUCCGGGGCCGCUCCGGGGCCGCUCCGGGGCCGCUCCGGGGCCGCUCCGGGGCCGCUCUGGGGCCGCUUCGGUCCCCCCCCUGGGGCCGCUCCGGGGCCGCUCCGGGGCCGCUCCGGGGCCGCUCCGGGGCCGCUCCGGGGCCGCUCCGGGGCCGCUCCGGCCCCCCCCCUGGGGCCGCUCCGGUCCCCCCCCUGGGGCCGCUCUGGUCCCCCAGAGCCUGUAAAUUCCAUCCUAAAGGGUUCCAUCAAGAGAAAGCAGUACUUCCUGGUUUCUCCACGUUCCUCGGAGCCCUCUGCUGCUCUGCUCUCGUCACUUCUCACCCGUUCUGCUUCUGUCACAAGUUUACAUGGAAAUGUGAAGUUUGAAUUCUUCUGAAACAUGGAUGAAGCUCCUGUAAGUAAAUGAAUAUUUAGCUUUGAAACGAGGGGAAAGUCAGGAUUUGACGUCAGGAUGAGGAUCAGAGCGAGAUGAGUUGGACUCCUUUGAGGACAGAGCCUUCCUCCACAGCCCGGCUCUCCCUGACGCCCUGAGGGCCUGGCUCAUCCAGGAGUGAAUUAAUUGGACUUGAUUAAAGAGAUGAAAUGAAGCAGCCUGAUACUACAGAAAAAGUGUUGAUUUGAUAAUAAAUGUGGCAGUGUUGCUAUUUAUUUUCUGAGUUUCAGAAAUUGAACAGAGCUUUAUUCAUCAUCUGUUAUUUUCAGUUAGACGUGUUUGGCGCUGAAUGUCUUUGUGCUUUUGCUGAUGAGUUCCUGCUCAGCAGCUCUCUCCUGGUAGAAUGUGAUCUCUGUCGCUGAGGGAAGGAAACGCUUCUGACAUGUGCUUUGUUUCUGUGCUUGUUGUGAUUCUGUAACUGCUGUGGAAUAAAGGUCACGUUUUGCACAAGAAGAAAAA
Messenger RNA from Salarias fasciatus (jewelled blenny), 1970 nucleotides. It is a transcript of the gene tmbim4, whose product is annotated as transmembrane BAX inhibitor motif containing 4. The transcript is spliced from 7 exons. The record is from RefSeq and is a predicted model, not a curated record. Gene Ontology annotation, biological process: negative regulation of apoptotic process. Gene Ontology annotation, cellular component: membrane. Bases 101 to 811 code for a protein of 236 amino acids. NCBI's taxonomy places the organism in Eukaryota, Metazoa, Chordata, Actinopteri, Blenniiformes, Blenniidae.